ACCAGGCCAUGCACUCGCUCAGCAGACGGACGAUACGGGAUCUCGGGAGGGAAAGACCUUGCUAAGCUCUUGUUUCCUCAGAACGAGAAGAUCUUCGAAAGUUUUCAGCGAUUGAGUGAGUGCAUCCGCACUGCACAGUUAUGCCACUUCCCAUACAGAUAUUUGGUCAGGGUCCAGUGGAGGCCAUGCAGGUGGACAUGCAACCAGAAGGUAGCGAUAGUCCAGAAGAGUUGACCUACAUGGUGGACAACCCAACAUUAGAUUUGGAUGGGUAUGCGUCCAGCUACACAGGCCUGGCCAAGAUCAAUCGGCUGCUGUUUGUGGCUGCCCACUGCCCCUCGCUGAAGAUUGAAGCUUUUAGGAUAGCUCUUAGCUACACCCAGUCCACCUACAACACAUCCAUGUAUCAGAAUAUCCAACGCAAGCUGACAGAAGCCGUUUCAAGCACUUCAAUCCUGCCUGACGCAGUGGCUGGGGUCGUCCACAAUGUGCCGCCGUUUGAUACCCAGUGGGUUGAAACCACCAACAAGAAAGCGGCUCUGAAACUAGAAAAGCUGGACACGGAUCUCAAGAACUACAAGAGCAACUCCAUCAAAGAGAGCAUAAGGCGAGGGCAUGAUGACCUUGGCGAUCACUACCUGGACCAGGGAGACCUGAGCAGCGCCCUCAAGUGUUACUCCAGAGCCAGGGAUUACUGUACCAGUGCCAAGCAUGUUGUCAACAUGUGUCUCAAUGUGAUUAAGGUCAGUAUUCAUCUUCAGAACUGGUCCCAUGUUCUCAGCUAUGUCAACAAGGCCGAGGCAACUCCAGAGAUAUCAGAGGGACACCAGCGAGAUUCCAAGGAUAAUCUGACCAUCGUGACCAAGCUGAAGUGCUCGGCCGGUCUAGCGGAACUUGCUAUGAAAAAAUACAAGCCUGCUGCCAAAUACUUCCUGCAGGCUGUAUUCGAUCACUGUGACUUUCCUGAUUUGCUGUCUCCAAACAAUGUGGCUAUGUACGGUGGUCUUUGUGCAUUGGCGUCCUUUGAUAGGCAGGAAUUGCAAAAGAACGUCAUUUCUAGCAGCUCUUUCAAACUGUUCCUUGAGCUGGAACCUCAGCUCAGGGAUAUUAUCUUCAUGUUUUAUGAGUCCAAGUACGCAUCCUGCCUGAAACUCCUGGAUGACAUCAAGGAUAACCUACUGCUAGACAUGUACCUGGCACCGCACGUCAACACGCUGUACUCACAGAUCAGGAACAGAGCUCUGAUACAGUAUUUCAGUCCCUACGUGUCGGCAGACCUUCUGAAGAUGGCGGCAUCGUUUAACACAACAGUAUCAGAGCUUGAGGAUGAGUUGAUGCAGCUCAUAUUGGAUGAUCAAAUCAAUGCUAGAAUUGACUCACAUAACAAGAUUCUGUAUGCCAGGGACGUGGACCAGAGAAGCUCCACCUUCGAGAAGUCGUUAGCAAUGGGCUUGGCAUUUCAGAGACGAACAAAGGCUUUGAUACUGAGGUCAGCCAUGCUGAAGAACAACAUUAUAGUCAAGAUUCAGGCCCAAGGGCAGGCACAGCCUUGAAAUCAGACAAAAGCUGAAUAAUACCAGCUCAUUCUCUGUCACUGAUGACUUGAUGUUCAUCGCUAGGCUUUCUGGUCUUCUCACUUAGUGGGAUGUCUGGCAGUGAAGCAGUGGUGUAGCCAGCUUGGUGAAGGGCCGGGGAAGGGAGUUGAUCCCCUUGGGACGGUUAAUUCUUUUUUUAAGGAAAUGAUAGUAGCAACAUGUUACGAACAGUAGCAGUGCCUUCCUCUGAGAGAGGAGGGGAGUUUUUCCUUCAUGGUUGGAGCAAAAAAUUGGACAGUUUCAGAAAAAGUUUCCACUUUGUCCCCCUCCCAAGUCAGAAUGUGGAUACACCACUGCAUUGAAGUUUCUUUUCACACAUGUAAUGGUAAUUGCCAUAAUAUACAUGUAUAUGAGUUCAGUGACCAUGGCAACACUAACACCAGUAAUUGACAGUGGCCUGCACCAGAGUCAGAAGAACGAUUGUAUGUAACCACUGUUCCAUGGCAGUCACUCUGUACAAAACCCAACACAAUGCUUUCUGCCAUAUCAAGGGGGCCGUUGGGAAUGGCCGGUGAAAUGCCGCAGGAUUCGUCUGAAAGAUCGCACAAUUAUAUUCCUAUAAUACCUGAUAGUGGGAGAACAAUUGUAGGUGUACAUUUGCAUGGGAACAGCUAUGGAGGUUGAGGAUUGACUGACUGUAUAGAACUUUGAUCCAGUGGAGAAGGCAUUAAUGGGUUUUUGUGUUAUUGUAUGUACAUGUACUGUGCAAACAAUACAGAGCCAUACACGUAGUCUGUGUUCUCCAAAAUUGAUGCAGGGGAAUAUGGGGUGAGGGGCUGUAAGGGAUGGCACAUGCUCCUUUCACUCUUAUCCCAUUUAGUUACAUUGUGGUAUUGGACUGUAGAAUCUCAUUGGCUGAUUAGAAUCCAAUAUAUAUCAAAUGCAGCAUCAAGUGCAGAACCUACCAACAGCAGAGGAAUUUAACAUUUAGCAUUGUAAAUUGAUAUAUUUUGACCUUCACUGAUUGCAUGUUUAAAGUGCUACUCUGAAUUUAUAUGAACAGCAACAUGACACCGCAAACUUGGCAUUAUGUGCUUAGAACCAACCAUUGUUGCCAAUCAUUUGUGUAAUUCUAGUGGUCUGUGUCUCUUACAUGUACAUGUUUAGUAGCAUUGGAUUGUCCAUCAUAUUGAGUAGUGUGCCCAGUGUACAAAUGUAGGUCCUACUUACAACAUUCUGUUCAACAUGUUACACAUGUACAUGUACAUUGUCCUUGUGUCGGACAUGUUUCUCUAAUGAUGAGUACAAUAUUGCCACAUGGGGCAUUCUCCUUUAUCAACCCUUGUGUGAUACAAUCAUGACUGAUGAGCCCCAAUGGACCAUAAUGCAGAAGCAGUAGAUGAUGCUCGAGUGGCCUGUUCACUGGUGCUCACAUGCAUGAGCACCGGUUUAUGCACACAUAUGUAGAUGUACAUGCAAUCAACUCAUCAGCUGAAUGAUCCAAUGAUCACAUGGCAUCUUUGCAUGGGCUGUGGCAGCAUGAGGGCAAUGGCACUCAUGUAAAGGGAGUACCCAAGCAUGAAGUUGGCACUCAAGUGGAAAUCAAGAUUCCAGAUAUAAAAAAAAAAAUUGGGGGGGCCUUUUUUACUUUAGUAUAUUAUAUUUGUGUUUUUUGGUUUUCAUUGUAUUAAUCGACUUAUAUGGAUACUCUACACAUGUAGAAUAGCAGUACAUUAUAAACAUGUUGUGCCGGCCUUUGCCACGAUGUUUGUGUAGUUCCUGUGUUGGUUCAGAGAGAUAUGCUUGUGUUACUGGUGGUUUUGGUUUUUUUUUUGGCUUUUUUUGUAUUCACAAUUUUUGUUUAAGUGAUUACACUUCUUGUAAGUUCCAUUGUGGCUAGUCUGAACAAAAAAGACUUAGUGCUGAAUACUGAAAAUUCAAGGUUUUGUUGAAGGACUUCUGAAUGCUGACUGUAAAAAAAUAAGAGGAUCAUUGUUUUGUGCUGUAGGAACACGCUGCAGGGUCUCUUGGUAGGAAGUUGAGAGCUGAAUGCUGUAAAUAUUUCCCCUUUUUGGUUUUUAGAGCCUGCCAAGGGAUGGCUGUAAUGCAGCAGACAGCAUGGUAGGGAUCAGCACAGCCACGCCUACAUGUACUUGACUGACAGGCCGACAGACAUCAUGUAGAGGCACACAUAUUGUGACUUAACUUAUCAAAGUGAGUCACAAUAACUACUUACAAAGUUACGAGCUCUUACAAAAAAGUCUUGUACCGUAGAAGUUACUAGGAACUGUCAACGUGGUCACCUAAAUUGUAAUGUCUACAUUUAUCAGGAUAUGCCUGUCUAGAUGAGAUGCGGAAGUGAAGAUAUCCCAUUUUUUUUCCCAUUGCAUGUACAGGAAGCAUUCAGAUGUUUUGAGAAAAACAAAAAAAUCAAGACUCAAUUUGUCGGACCACGUCUCAAAUAACAUUAGCAUGCUAUUACCCAUAUACAUGUAUGUAAGAUUCUUAGGUAUAUCCUGAGGGCUUGCGAUCUAAAUCCAUCCUGGUGUAUGCAGUUCCUAAGUCAACCACUAAACUUGGAUCAGAAGUGCAUGUACAACAGGAGCUUCCCCAAAGCGCUUCCUGUUUUGUUGCUAUAUUUAUGCAUAAAUAAUAUCGAUGAGGAGAUACAUAGAAAAAGGUUGAUAUAAGAACUUGCCGAAGGAUUCAUACGUACAUGUACACCUGGAUACAUGUCACUGCAGUGACCAUCAUACUUACACGGCUGCAUUUCUGAAGAAUAAACUUGCGUGACAUUGUCAUCAGCGUUAUUUAUUGAAUCUUUUCUGCGCUAAAUAAUUCAUGUACAUGUACAUCGGUCACUGAUGGGUAUUCUUUUGUCCUUUGGUCUUUUAUCCCUCAGUUAAUUUGUUUAAUGUAUGUUGGAAGUGUAAUGGGAUUUAUUGUUACAGUGCAGUUGACACUUGGUUGCAUUGCCAGGUACUUGUACAUGUAAAUGACACUCAGUGAUCAGAAGGCAUAUAUGGCACAGCAACAUGUAUUACUUUUAAAAACAAGCAAGACUAGAUGAUUUUUUUCUUUUAAGUGUAUAUGCUUUUUGCUUUGGGCCUUCAGCAAAGCAAAACUGUUGUUGUCCACAUUUUACAUUUGGAAAUUUGAAUAAAAGUACCAAAUGGGAUACUGA
Messenger RNA from Acanthaster planci (crown-of-thorns starfish), 4719 nucleotides. RefSeq names its product COP9 signalosome complex subunit 1-like. Lineage: Eukaryota; Metazoa; Echinodermata; Asteroidea; Valvatida; Acanthasteridae. Gene Ontology annotation, molecular function: protein binding. Gene Ontology annotation, cellular component: COP9 signalosome. The record is from RefSeq and is a predicted model, not a curated record.